UCUGUCUGUUGGAACAUACGUCAGAUAGAAGCCUGGGAUAUUCACACCUUAUCUAAAUUCGGGGUACACUCAUUUUUUGCUCUUGGGGAGGUUUUCGUGUUAUUUUGUACUUGGUAUAUUUAUUUAGGCUUGCACUGUUCAACUCAUCUGAUAUCGUUCUCCCGUAGCACGGCGGGGAUAUUCAGCUCCACUGCCUUACCCUGGUGGAACAUGGACGUUGUAUUAUGUAUUUAUGAUAUCUCAAAGGGCCUUGCUCGACAACUCUCACUUGCUAUAACUGGUACCCAGAUAGAUGCAAUAUAUCACACGUCUCUAGUAUUCGGGGGCGUGGAAUACUUCUUUGGUAGAGGGAUUCAGCAAGCGCCCCCUGGAACAACCCACCAUGGAGAACCCAUCGAGAUGAUCCACAUGGGUACUUCCCAGCUUCCAAUCGAGGUGAUAGUUGAGUACAUGGAGUCUUUAGCGGAGGUUUACACGGAAGAUUCCUACGAUCUUUUCCUCCGCAACUGCAACAAUUUUACACAUGAUCUCGCCACAUUCUUAGUUGGAAAGGGUAUCCCUGAUCAUAUCAGAAACCUUCCUGAGACUUUUCUGAACACACCCUUUGGCCAAAUGAUGAGGCCAUAUAUUGAUGGUAUGCUUCGCGGUGCAACUCAAGGCCCGGAGCGACCUUAUCCAGUUGCCGCAAACCAGCCUCCUCUCUUUGAAGCAAACGGCGCUACAAGACCCGUCACUGGGCACACGAAGCUUUCACACCCUGUGAAGAAAGGGUAUGUCCGCAAUGUUACAAGCAAUAGGGAGGUAGAGGAGCUCCUAAACUCUGCAAGGUCCUCGUGCGCAGUGAUCUUUUUCACCUCCGCAACGUGCCCACCAUGCAAAAUAAUGUAUCCGGUGUAUGAUGAACUUGCAGAAGAAGUUGGCGACAAAGCUGUCCUAAUCAAAGUGGAUUUAUCUCGCGCUUUUGAUGUCAGCACGAAAUACGGGGUCAGGGCGACGCCAACUUUCAUGACAUUUCUCAAAGGAAAGAAAGAAGGUGAAUGGAGUGGCGCGAACGAAGGUACAUUACGAGGAAACGUUCGACUUCUUAUCGAAAUGGCUUGGCCGCCUCAUCCUCAUAGGCGACUGAGGCUACCGAAUUUAGAACGUCCCAUAGGCACCUACGUGCUGUACAAGAAUAUCCCCCCGCUAGAUAAAUUGAUUCAAAAACUCGGCUCGACAGGCGAGGAACCUGCCCUUCAAGAUUUGGUCAAGUUCCUCAAAUCAAGAGAUAGUGGUGGCCCAGCGGACGCUGCACUACCAAACCUUUCCUUAUUGCAAGACUUCGUCAAAUCCAGAUUCUUGUCCCUCCCGCAGGCCGUUCAUUUUGCAAUUAUCGAUCUAGUUCGUGCCACAUUCUCCGACGCCCGUGUCAGUGGCUUCUUCGCAGAGGAAGAAGCACACCAAUCACUAUUAACUCUACUGGGCGGAGCCAGCAAUCUGUCCAGUUGCCCUUACAACCAGCAACUCGUAAUGACACAGCUGGCCUGCAACCUCUUCACGUCGCCCCUAUAUCUAGAUCAAAUAGUAUCCCACGACACUCUCCGCGAAACCUGCAUAAAAAUCGCCACGUCCUCCCUCCUUGCCACACAGGUCAGUCUGCGCGCAGCUGGCGCAUCGUUCAUGUAUAAUCUUGCGGCGUUUAACCAUAAUGCGAGACUGGAUGAGGCGCCAGAUCGGCUGUCGGAGGCGGACCAGGUAGAACUGGUUGCGUCGCUGCUUGAGGCUAUCAGGCUGGAGACUGAGAGCGUGGAAAGUCUUCAUGGUCACCUAUUAUCCCUGGGACUGUUUGUAUACCUUGCGCCUAUUGAUGGGGAGGUCAUGGACUUGUGCAGGGUGAUGAAAGCUCAGGAGAUUGUGAAAGAGAAAGCGCAAGCGAAGCCGUUUGCAAAAGAGCCACUUCUUAAAGAAGUAGGACAGGAACUUCUAGGGAAGGGCUUGAUCUCAACUUAACGAUUCUUGGUAGGGAGGAGGAGGGAAAUGAUCACUUGCUUGUUGAAGCUUUCGCUUUCCCCCUCUUUUAGAGCAUUCACCAGCGCCGUUUUGUUUUGAGCUUUCCCAAUCCCCCUGGUUUCUUUGUAUGUCCCCCACCGCUCAUGAUGAUAUUUAUUCUUUCUUUAUAUCAUACCCCAAAUGCUUGUGGAUUCCCCACUCGAUUGGGUCCUUUAUAGAGUCUAAGCGUUACUCCUUUUGCUCUCUUCGACAAUCAGCACUGUAUCUACUGCUAGUAACCCCCUGAAGCUGACAGGGACGGCAUUCUUUGUAUGGUCAGUGAAUUGUCGUAAGCGCGGAUUAUGUAGGGUUAGGACAUUAUAAAACCACUUUCGUAGAUGACAAUGAUACUCGCGCUGAAGUCAUUGGCUUGCUCUGGUUGCGUUCUAGUGUCAGGGGAGCCUAUUUGCACGAAAGUUAUCGAUUUUGACAACUGCUGCUCGAUUGGCGGGCCCAGAAUCCCCAAUGAAGAAUUAUCUACGACGGGAGCCUAUCGCUAACGUAGUGUUUCAAUAUAAUCCAUUCAAUCCCAAUCUUCCAAGCAGAAAACCAGAAAAUUCUUGCAAAACGCCAUUUAUUCCAUCCCCACAAAAAAUCCGGAACUGUCGUCUCAAGGUUUCCCAUCACCUAGCUGCGCCGUGAAGACUUGAAUGCCACUGGAAAAUGUUGGUAUAAAAUAAAAUACAGAAUAUAAGGGCCUCAUGGGAAAGAUAACAAAUACCGACCCGAAAAGAAACACAUGAAAUUUUCUUCACCAACUAUCAAAAUUGCCAAACCCACCACCUCCACUCGCAGCUUUGAAUUUCUUUCUCACAUGUUCAGGCUCGGGCUCCUCAUCGACAAAUUCUACAAUUUCGUCUUCACCAGCCUUUGUCUGAGCUUCGGCAGCGGCGGCGGUGGUAG
Messenger RNA from Blastomyces dermatitidis ER-3, 2931 nucleotides. Its product is annotated as thioredoxin. The coding region runs from base 211 to 1989 and encodes 592 amino acids. Lineage: Eukaryota; Fungi; Ascomycota; Eurotiomycetes; Onygenales; Ajellomycetaceae. The transcript is spliced from 4 exons. Gene Ontology annotation, molecular function: peptidase activity. Gene Ontology annotation, biological process: protein modification by small protein removal. The record is from RefSeq and is a predicted model, not a curated record.